Molecule: messenger RNA, 1716 nt
Organism: Verticillium nonalfalfae
Lineage: Eukaryota; Fungi; Ascomycota; Sordariomycetes; Glomerellales; Plectosphaerellaceae
Exons: 5
Coding region: 1-1716 (571 amino acids)
Molecular function (GO): ATP-dependent protein folding chaperone; ATP binding
Source: RefSeq, a predicted model, not a curated record
AUGGAUUUCGAGAAGCUUGCUAUUAGCGAGCGCAAGAUCAUCGUCGGCAUCGACUUUGGCACCACUUACUCCGGUGUUGCUUGGGCGGAAACACAACGUCCCGAUCGCCGGACCACCAUCACUUCAUGGCCCGUCAGCAAGACCAUCCGAGAGGGCGAGUCCUCUGAUAAGGUACCGACAAAACUGCGGUACACGAAGGGGGAUGUCCAGUGGGGAUUCUCGAUCCCCGUCACCGCACCGCAGAAUGAGGUCGUGGAGUGGUUUAAGCUUGACAUCGACCCGACGUUGCAAGAUAUGGGAAAUACUGUGGCGAAGGAAGCCCGUGCCGGCCGCAGUGUCGAUGAGCUUGUCACUGAUUUCAUCUCGGCCCUGGGCGAGCAUCUUCGCUACACGCUGCAAGCAAAGCUAGGCGGGCACAUUGUCAGCACUAUUCCGCUGGAGUUUUGCGUCACUGUUCCAGCCAUCUGGUCCGACCUGGCAAAGGACAAGACAAGACAGGCUUGCCAGAAAGCUCCUGGUCUGGUCGCCACGCGAUCACCAAUUCACCUGGUCUCCGAACCAGAAGCUGCUGCCAUAUAUGCACUGCAUGGCCUUGAUCCACAUGGCCUCCAGGUAGGCGAUACGAUUGUCGUCGUGGAUGCUGGUGGAGGCACGGUGGAUCUGAUUUCAUACACGAUCACCAGACUGAAGCCUAUUUUGGAGGUCCAAGAAGCUGCGCCUGGAUCUGGAGCGCUUUGCGGAUCGACGUUCCUGAACUUGCGCUUCAGGAAAUUCCUCACAUCAAAAUUAGGCAGCGAAGAAGGUUUCGAUGACGAGGUUCUUGCAGAAGCCUUGGAUGUGUUUGAGAAGAAGUUCACCAUGCAAGCUGGUCCCGGCGACACAUUCAUCGUCCCCGUUGGCGGCCUUGCCAAUAACAAGGAACUCGGUAUUAGCCGCGGCCGCUUUUCGCUGAAGGUGGCCGACCUGCAGACCAUCUUCGAGCCGGUCAUCCUCGAGUGCAUCAAGCUCGUCAGCGCCCAAAUCGCCGCCUCGGGUGUUCCCAUCAGCGCAGUCCUUCUUGUCGGCGGCUUCGGCGCCUCCAACUACCUCAAGGAGCGCAUCCGCAACGCCAUCGAUCGCAAGAUUCAGAUCCUUCAGCCCCCGAACGCCUGGCAAGCUGUCGUUCAAGGUGCUGUUAUGAAGGGCCUCGCCCAGGCCUCUCCCAGCCAGCUCACGCAAGUGCGCAUCCAAAACCGCAGAGCCCGCAAGCACUACGGCACGCAGUGGCGCACGCGGUACGAAGAGAGACAGCACGGUCACCUCCGCGACAAGCGUCAUUGGUGCGGCCUCGACGGUUGCUACAAAGUCUACACGAUGGAGUACAUGGUUCGAAGGGGCGAUGCCGUGUCCGAGACGGACGCAUACUACGUCUCGUUUGUGUGGACGGGCCUUGUGAGCCAGGGGCGCAUCAAGAAGGUCAAAAUGGACAUCUACGCCGACGGCACGUCCUCCGUUGCGCCAGUUGCGCGCAACGACAACACGAAGCUGCUCUGCCAUGUCGAGGCCGACGUAAGCCACAUCCCCGAGUCGCAACUCGAUCGCCGGCAAGGCAAUGACGGCGAGGCAUACUACGAGCUUGAGUGCAAGAUUGAGGCCAGGUUCCACUCGGCAUCAACUGAGUACACUCUGUUGUACAACAACCAGCGAUACAACACCGUCACUGCAGAGUAUGUAUAG